AUGGCGCCCAAAGAGUGCACACUCUGCCACACGCCCCGGCAGAUCCUGGUCCGGUGUCAGAUCGACGAGUCAGGGGUCUGGAACUUUCUGUGUCCGGGGAAGUGCUGGACCUCUGUAUCUGGCGGCGUCGAGGACGCCAGAGGGUUCGAGGGCCGGUAUCCGCGGUAUCGGUACGGCGGGAUGUGGAAGGAUAGACACGCCGAUGGGCCUGUUAGCGCGAAGAAGCCUGGGAGAGUCAAGGAGCGGCAGAGGGUUGAGGCUAGGCGGAGAAGGGAUGCGCUGGGUGCGGAGGCGCGGAACCGGGAGGGCAGCGGGGAGGUGGGCGAGCAGGAUGUCGACGACGAGACGGAUGGGGAUCGGGAAGUUGAGGACGUAGAGAGAAAGGGGGCUAUGACGCAGGUUCAGGAUCCUGGGGAUGCGGCGUGA
Molecule: messenger RNA, 426 nt
Organism: Ascochyta rabiei
Lineage: Eukaryota; Fungi; Ascomycota; Dothideomycetes; Pleosporales; Didymellaceae
Exons: 2
Coding region: 1-426 (141 amino acids)
Source: RefSeq, a predicted model, not a curated record